AUGAUAUCGGGUAGGUUGACUGCCUUUGUUCUGACGGUGAACUCUCCGCAGACGGACUCCGGAGACGAGGCUGCUUGGGAGGAUGUUUCGAACGUAGGCGCAAGCGUCACAGGCCGCAGUACACGCACUGUGAGUCCAGCCCCGUCGCUGCGUUCCGCACCGGGGAGCCCGGGCACCAGGAGGCGCCGACCUUAUAAGACCCUAUAUGUAUUCGAUGUGUUUGCCCGCGCCGUGCGUCUUCUGCGCAUCCCUUUUUCCAUCCUACUUGUCGUCUGGAUUCUGGCAUUUGCGGCUGGGAAGUUAUCCGAUAGCAUACGGCUUGUCUUGUCUCCUCUGUGUAUCAUCCCGGGUGUAUCAUCCUCCGCGCUAUGUUCCUGGGAUGACGGCUGGGACGGGCGCAGCGCUCGAUGGGCCGACUACCCCAAACUAGUGGAUAUGCAGAGCAGCACCUUUGAACAGCUAUUGGACGAGUCCGUAGGAGGCUCUGGGCUCGCCUUGGAGAUCAAGAAGGCCGAAAUUGCAACGUCGGACUUGACUACCCUUGUCCGCAUCAGUGAUUUGAACAGCCGGGAUCUGCUUGCGGACUCGCUGUCUGGAUUUGUCGAGGAGGCAAAGAAGACGGGCAGGGGCUUGCAGAAGUUGAGUGCGAAGAUCGGCGGUGCUGUCGACAGUGUUAUGGCAGUCAACGAUCAGGCGUUGCACACUAUCGAAACGGCAGGCUCCAAGGCUGAUAACUCGCUCAUGAAGUCUAUCUGGCCAUUCUCGAAACCUCAAUCGAAGAAAGUCAUUGCGGAAACAUUCACAGAGGCCAUGGAUGUCCUCUCCUCCUCUCUCGAGCGUGUCAUCCUCGAAGCCCAGCUCCAGCUAUCGAACUUGGACAAACUCGAGCAACACCUGACGACGCUGCACGAGGUCGUCUCCCGCGAGGACAGCUCGCUCUCCUCCGCGAAGACGGAGCUCCUCUCGAACCUCUGGACGAAGCUCGGCAGGAACCGCAAGACGCUCCGCAGCUUCGACCAGCACCUGAAGCUGCUGAAGAACGUCGGCGGGUACCGCAAGCGCGCGCUCGCGCACGUCGUUGGCGCGCUGCAGACACUGGAGGCGAUGAAUGCAGAUAUCGAGGAGCUCCGCGAACGCGUGGCGGCGCCGCAGCUGCUGGGCGAGAAGGUGAGUGCCGAGGUGCAUAUGCGGAGUAUCAAAGUGGGCCUCGAGAGGCUGAAGGAUAUGAGGGUGCGUGCGAAGGAGAAGGAGGAGGAGGUCAUGAGGAGGCCUCUAUCGCAAUGA
This is a messenger RNA of Gloeophyllum trabeum ATCC 11539, 1284 nucleotides long. RefSeq lists its product as uncharacterized. Bases 1 to 1284 code for a protein of 427 amino acids. The record is from RefSeq and is a predicted model, not a curated record. NCBI's taxonomy places the organism in Eukaryota, Fungi, Basidiomycota, Agaricomycetes, Gloeophyllales, Gloeophyllaceae. The transcript is spliced from 4 exons.